AUGUCUCUCCACCCUCUCAUCGACAACGGAAUCGUCAAAGGACGCCAGAACUUUGCCGGUGGAACACUGUACUGCCGCUGCCCUUCGAACCAAGUCGCUGUCUCCCUGAAGAGAAAUGUCGCCCACAACCAUGCCUGCGGCUGCUCCAAGUGCUGGAAACCAGCCGGGGCGCUCUUCUCCAUUGUUGGCGUGGUGCCACGCGAAAACCUCUCCGUCACGGCCAACGAAUCCAAGCUCGUGAUUGUCGACGAAUCGGCUGCGAUACAACGCCAUGCCUGCAAGGACUGCGGUGUGCACCUGUACGGCCGGAUCGAAAAGGACCAUCCCUUCAAAGGGCUGGACUUUGUGCAUGUGGAGCUCUCCAAUGAAGAAGGAUGGCAAGAGCCGCAGUUUGCCGGCUUCGUGUCAUCUAUUAUUGAGCAGGGGUUCAACCCCAAGGGUAUGGAUGAUGUGCGGGCAAGAUUCAAAGGACUUGGGUUGGAUACGUACGACGUGUUGUCACCGCUGCUGAUGGACCUGAUCGCAACCUUUAACGCACAGAAGGCGGGAUUCACUUUUGCGGCAUAA
Messenger RNA from Aspergillus pseudonomiae, 567 nucleotides. RefSeq names its product S-(hydroxymethyl)glutathione synthase. Lineage: Eukaryota; Fungi; Ascomycota; Eurotiomycetes; Eurotiales; Aspergillaceae. The transcript has a single exon. The record is from RefSeq and is a predicted model, not a curated record. Gene Ontology annotation, molecular function: zinc ion binding; S-(hydroxymethyl)glutathione synthase activity. Bases 1 to 567 code for a protein of 188 amino acids. Gene Ontology annotation, biological process: formaldehyde catabolic process.